Messenger RNA from Brettanomyces bruxellensis, 981 nucleotides. RefSeq lists its product as uncharacterized. Bases 1 to 981 code for a protein of 326 amino acids. Gene Ontology annotation, biological process: proteasome assembly. The record is from RefSeq and is a predicted model, not a curated record. Gene Ontology annotation, cellular component: nucleus; cytosol. NCBI's taxonomy places the organism in Eukaryota, Fungi, Ascomycota, Pichiomycetes, Pichiales, Pichiaceae. The transcript has a single exon.
AUGUCUUUCCAUAGCUUAUCUGAGUUGAACCCCGUUUCUGUGCUUGAGAAGUUUACAGGCUCAACAUUGAUUUUACCAAUUGUGUCUAUUGGAAAUGUGCCGCAGCUUACUGUCGAUCUUCUCAUUUAUAAUCUUCCAGGUGUGAAAUUAGUUGGCAGGUUAGAUAGUACAUGGAUUUACCCAUUUUCUGCUGCACCAGACUAUACCGAAGAUGCAAAUGGAACAACUGAUGAUACAGUAAACUCUCCAGUGAGCACAUGCACAGGAUUGGAGGUUUAUUACUGUUCACAAUACAACUUGACAAUAAUUCAGCAAAGAUCGCCCAUAAUUUCAGGAUGUUCGCAACGGUUUUACAAGGAUCUUCUUGUGCCCUUUGUUGAAUUAUGCGAAUUUAAGAACGUUGUAGUUCUUCAGAGCAAGGAUAAGGGCUUCAGGGAGGAUAAAUAUGCGAAGAAUGACUUUCAACUUUGGACAAACGACUUGGCUAAGAAUCUUGCCAUUUCUCUGAACCUUCACGAUGACUCUCGGAUUGCAAGCAUGAGCAAAUGUGAAGAUAUUUCCCCAUGUGCAUCGUAUUUAUUUGAAGAGCUUUUCUCGGAACUUGCAGUGGCUGUGAAACGGACAAAGAGUGAAGAAUCACAACAGUUGUCUGGCUCUACAGACAUGGCAAGAUCAACAUCGAAUCUUUUUAUGCUUAUAAAUUCGGCAAGAACAAUGGAACUAGGCGACAUACAGCACCAAAAAGCAAAAGAUACGAAAGACAAUAAGACUGAACCUCUUGGAUGUGUAUGCCUUUCGACUUUUGUGUAUGAAGGUGAUAAUUCAAAGGAUGCCGAACAGCUCUAUGACUGUGUUUUAAAGGUCCUGGGCAUAGUGAAAAGCUCAAGCGACAAAACCAAGUUGGUUGCUCCUAAGUCGUGGAAAGGAGUGUAUGGAGGAAACUUACUUCCUACAGGUAUGGAGUACGGAUUAUAUGCUUAA